AUUUUUAUAUAAAGUAAGAACUACAUGUAUAUUAUUGACGACAUGUUUUCUAAAUAUUUGAUUUUUCUUUUUUGUAUUAAUAGGGAAAGACAUUAUGGUGGUAUUGCUCCUGGUUUUAGAGUGAUACAUAAAAACGGUAUUAGUAUGGAUAAUCGUUUGGAAAAUCUAAUUUUAGUGCCAUUAGGUAUAAAAGCACACUUUUUUCUCGAACCUCAUGUGAAACAACGUGAACAAUCUUUAUAUUGGGCAGCCAUUCAACAGCUACCUCCAGAUCAUCUUGUAGAAGAGCAUUUUCCAGAUACAACAAACACAAAAUGUUUCAAUGCCAAUGGAGAAUUAAUUGAAGAAGAAGGCUGUGAUACAUUGGUGGUUGUUUAUUCUGCAGAAGAGCCAGCCUGUUAUUACGAGUGCCAUUAUCCUCCGUGUACAAAUUUGGAACAAGAGCCCAGAGAAUUUAGCAUCUGUGGCAGAUGCCAACAAGCCCGUUACUGCGGUUCCAAUUGCCAGCAACGUGACUGGCCCGUUCACAAGAAAUUCUGCCGGGAAAAGCACAGACCGAUUCUCAGGGAGAGGCCACCGGAACGGUGAAUCGAACAAAAUGUUCAAAGGACAGUAACAACUUUAAAAGAACACAAAGGCAGAGUUUGAUUUCUAAUUGUCUCACUCCCAACUGAAAAUAUUGUACUAAAUGGCGUGAAGAGGCAAUUGACCACAUAACAAGACACACAUUAUUUACAAGAAGCAACGUUCGCCAGAAGGCACUCCAGUUUUCCCCCCGAAAGUGGUGCCGCAGCCGUCUGGAGCGACCGCUGCUGAGCGGAUCCGUGCGGGCAAGAGCGAGAACCGAUCCCCGCUACUCCGCCCGAAUCCUACUCCCUGCCGUUUCGGUUCUGGUGAGAGUGAUACAACUAGGACGAGGAAAAAAAUCUCGCCACAGUCCACCGAUAAGUUAUUUAUUGCAAUCUUAGUUCUGUGGCGUGUCUACUGCCCACGAUCCCGGUCCACCAGCGAUAUGUUUAAAAAAGGAAAGAAAAACCAUGUAAAUUUUGUUGUAAGUGUGAGAGAACUAACCGUUCAACUUUGCCAUUUUAUAUGUAGCUGAAUCGUUGUGAUAAUUUAAGAAAAAAGAAAAAAUCAUCUAAUAUAUCUACAUUUUUGCUCAUUAUACUGCACUAGUUUUCAACCAAUGUUCCUGAGUGGCACCAAAAUCUUUGUAAAGAUGAUAUAUAUCAUAUAUUAUAUAUAUAUUAUUCUUAACUUUUUUAAAUUUUAAGAAAAAAACAACAAAAAAAAAACUUUAACUUUCUCCAUACUUUAACCAAUCAAAUAUAUUUAAAAAAGAGAGAGAGAGAGAAAGAAGAAAGUUAACAUUUAUUAAUUUCAAAAGAAAAAAAAAAUACAAAAAAACAUACACAUUGACAGUUUAUGUUCGAUUUUAAACAACUAGAUAUUGAUCACAAGAUUUAUACUGUUUUUCCUAGACAAUUCUUUAGUGAUUUAUUUUGUACAAUGCCCAGAGAGAAAAAUAAAGGCACAAGAAAGUAAA
Messenger RNA from Centruroides sculpturatus (bark scorpion), 1546 nucleotides. Its product is annotated as zinc finger MYND domain-containing protein 19-like. Bases 25 to 588 code for a protein of 187 amino acids. Lineage: Eukaryota; Metazoa; Arthropoda; Arachnida; Scorpiones; Buthidae. The record is from RefSeq and is a predicted model, not a curated record. The transcript has 3 exons.